AUGGUGUCUGCACCAGCCAAGGAUGAAGGUCCUCUCGAGCCUGCGCCUGUAACGGCGGGCGGAACGUACAAGAUCCAGACGAUCUCCGUCGGUUGCAAGGUCUAUGCGCGGCGAUGGAAUCCUGACACCAGCGAGAUUGAAGAACGUCUGGUAGAAAUAUUGUCUAUCCGGGAUAAGCCACCGGCCAAUCCGUACCUGCGCCGCCAGCUCGCCGGCGCUGCCGGACCGUCUUCGUCGCCCGCGCCGUCGUUCGAUGCUGAUCCUGAACUUGACAAACUUGAAUUCUUCGUGCACUGGGACCAGUUCAAUAAACGUCUCGACGAAUGGCUUCCCGGCUCUCGUCUUGUUCUCUCUCGUGAUCUUGAGUGGCCUCGUCCGAAGAAGGACAAGAAGGAUGGCAAGACGGCUGGCGGUAGCGGGCGCGGACAUAGCGCAGCGUCGCCAUCCCCUGCACCGUCGAACAAGCGAGUUGGGAAGAUGCCGCGUGGGGGGAAGGAGAACAACAACUCAUUGCUGCGACGAGCGACCACGAAUGCGGCGUUGACCGGCCAGGGUGCAGGGAAGGGCAAAGGCAAGGCGUCUGCGCCACCAAGUGCACCACCGACACCCACGCCUGCAAAGCGCUCACUCAAGCGCAAGCAUCCGGUUGAUGAAGAGGAUGAAGAUGCUGACGAGGAUGCGGAGGGAUCACCGGAUGUAGAGGAGCAGGAUCGGAUGGACAUCGAUGGGGAGGGAGAUGACGAUGCCGACGGCGAGACAGAUGCCGGAGAGGGCGAGACGUUCGACAUUACCGACGCUGUCAACGCGACCGAGCCUGUACCGGCACCACAGCCUUUGGCGAACUUCUCGAAAGAGGAAGAGAUCGAGAAGUUACGGACGGGAGGCAGCAUGACACAAUCCGUCUCUGAAGUCGCUCGUGUCAAGAACCUCAACAGGCUAUCCAUUGGAAAGCAUGAGGUCGACUCUUGGUACUUCUCCCCGUAUCCACAGGAGUACGCACAUCUACCCGUGCUAUACCUUUGCGAGUUCUGCUUCGCAUAUUUCCCAAGCCACUUCAUGCUCGGACGCCACCGGCAGCGCUGCACGUUGCUCUGUCCACCUGGGAACGAGAUCUACCGCGAGGGCGACAUCUCGUUUUUCGAGAUCGACGGCCGCAAGCAGCUCACGUAUUGCCGUAAUCUCAGUCUACUGUCGAAAUGCUUCCUGGAUCACAAGACGCUCUACUACGACGUGACACCUUUCAUGUACUACGUGAUGACUCAACGCGACUCACACGGCGCUCACCUCGUUGGCUACUUCUCGAAAGAGAAAGAAUGUUCCGAGAACUACAACGUUGCAUGUAUCUUGACACUGCCUCAGCAUCAGCGACACGGCUACGGCAAGCUGCUCAUCGAGUUCUCAUACCUGCUCUCCCAGCGCGAAGGCAAGCUUGGCAGCCCGGAGAAGCCGUUGAGUGAUCUCGGUUUACUCGGCUACCGUUCGUACUGGGCCGAGAAGAUCGUCGAGGCCGUCGUUACGGCUGGCGAGGAGGUCUCGGUCGACGAGAUCGCGCAGGCCACCAGUAUCACGCAUGCCGACGUCAUGAACACGUGCACGACCCUACAACUGUUCAAGCACUACAAGGGUCAACACGUCAUCGCGCUCUCCGACUCUGUACUCGAUCGGUACGAGAAAGCGAAGAACAAGCGUCGGCGGAGGAUCAAUAAGGACUGCCUCAAGUGGAAGCCGCCAACGUUCACUCGUGAUCAGCUUCGUUUCGGGUGGUGA
Molecule: messenger RNA, 1767 nt
Organism: Peniophora sp. CBMAI 1063
Lineage: Eukaryota; Fungi; Basidiomycota; Agaricomycetes; Russulales; Peniophoraceae
Source: the annotation of a GenBank genome assembly